AGAGUUCCUGCGUGCCCCUGCACACUGCAAGUGUUGGUAAGGGCUAGCUCAUGCUAGCUCUCUUUACUGACGACCUCUUCUUUGGAGUUGCCUUAUAAAGCAUAGUAUCACACUGACGGGCUACUUUCACUUGUGCUUGAUUCAUUGUCGCCACAUCUCCCUCACAUGGACCAUGGACUCGAUUCACCCACCAGGCUCACUGGACACUGCCGUCUCCUUGGCCGUGCCGUUGACGGCUCAAGCGUGCCAUGUCGAGACCGAACGACGCGUGACGCGCCCGGGGCCCAUCCGAAAGACUCCACGGUCGCCCCCUCCGUCCGAUCCUCCUCGUUCCAUAUGAGAUGUCGCGAAGCACCGAGAACGCCGGUGCCUCGCAGUGCGGAAAAGGCCGCUGUUGGUGCUCGGGUGCCAUUUGGCUGAGUCUGGUGUUCAACGGGGAGGCAUUAGCGGUGGUCAAAGUCACCAGAUCAGAAGUGAACUAUCAGGGCUUAGCCGAGCCCUUUGAGAGCAUCACUUCAGCGACUUCAGAGUCUCUAGACAAUCGGAGUGAGACUGUUUCGCAACUUGCAGCUACACGAGGAGCGGUCGUUUCUAUCCAUGGCAGCGCAGACAACUCCGCUGAUGUCUCACUGGCUAUGGUCCCGGCAUACUAUGUGAAGCGGAGGUACAGCUUCCCCACCAUCCGCCGGGGCGCCAACGUCUCCGACGUGUUCUCGCCCUUUGCAAAGGUCCGGACGCGGAUGGUCCCUGUGCAGCCGCACAACACCUUCGCCACCGCCGUGGACGUGGAGAUCGCCACCCCCGAGAUCAUCGUGUCCGUGUAUCUUUUGCUCUACGUGCCUUUGGCAAUGGCCUGGGCAUACUUCGUUCACUUUGGCUGCAAAGAGAAGCACUACUUGAUCUUGGUGCCUUUCACUCUUUGUGCUUUCACGGUCGGCUUGGAUUUGGUGAACCAAUCGCUGUCAACGCUCACAGCAGCGCCCAUGGCCAUGACCGCCAUUCAAGCCGGCUUCAUGUUUGCAUCCACGAUGCUUUGGACCAUGGGCUGCCACAUCUACAUGCUCCUCCGUGGAGCCACACCCACGGUGAAAAGCUACACUGGCGAGCGGAGUCCCUCCAGAGUGCCCUACGAGCUGACACUUUAUCCCUUGUCCUGCAGCACUCAGACUCAAUUGCUCUUUGGAUGGACCCCUGCAGCCUUCUGGUUUGUGGCUUAUCAACUCAUCAACCACGAAGUCUCCAUGUACUGCUCCUUGUCAGAGCGAACCGUCUUCUUGAACCUGUGCCCCCUUUUCGCAUUGUUCAUUGAACCAUUGGUGUUGCCUUCGAGAGUUGCGAACGUCCUCAACCAGACCUUCUCUUCGAAGAUGGCACUGAUCACCAUGGCCUUUGGAGCGGUUCUUUUUAGCUUACAAUAUCCGGACUUCUCCGCCAAUGGCGUCAGGUCCGCUGGGCUUUUGGUGGCUUUAGUACUUCCCUAUCGCUUGCUUCAACGCAUGUUGUUGGCCGAUUGCCAAGAUGCUCCGGCCACUUUGCUAUGUGCCUGGGACGGUUUGCUGCUGACCAUCCCUGCCGCCAUUUUGACGGUGCUCAACGAGAAGUUCUUCAUCGAAGCUUGGAGCGUUUGGCUGCACAAUCCGUCAAUCAUGUUGAUGUUUGGGCUCUCCAUUUUCGCCUUCAUUGGGAAUCACUUGGCCGUCUUGUACUUAUUGAAGGCCACCUCAGCGACAUCCACAUUGGUCUUCGGAAAUUUAUCCAAUUUUGUGGUGGUCUUCGAGGGCAUCGUCUUCUUCUCAGAUCCCGUCUUCGAAGCUCCCUUGGUCUUCACUGGCAUCGCCCUGAGCUUGCUGGGCGGCAUUUGGUACGCCAUUGAUCAGCAAGAGGAGACCAAAGUCCUAGAGGAGGAGACCCCCCGAGUACAGGAAUCUCCAAGCUCCUGAUGACCUACGAGGGUGAAAAGCAUGCAGAAGAGCUGUGACAGCGAGUGAAAGCGUGUGAGGUGGAAAGAGUGCAAGCGGCGGAGCUGAUGGAAGCAGAGAGCGUCAAACAAUGUCAAACAUAUCAAUAUCACUUGGACAAUGGCAAACAUUACUUUACGUUACCUUUGAACGCCGGUGACGUUCCUUUUCGGAAACGUGUGGUUUACGUG
Molecule: messenger RNA, 2149 nt
Organism: Durusdinium trenchii
Lineage: Eukaryota; Dinophyceae; Suessiales; Symbiodiniaceae
Source: the annotation of a GenBank genome assembly